CCAUUUGCGAUUCCAAUUCGAGUGCAUCUUCACUGCAAACACAGAGUUUUUCACGGCUUCAUAGUCGGCGCGCUGAAGACAGUUACAUCGCCUCUCGACCCCUGUCAAACCGUCAAUCUCCCUCAGUGACACAUUCCCUCAGACCACUUGAACCUUUCAACUUCAACCACCACGAUGGAUGAAGAUCACGGUCCUCGAACCAUUGUGCCUGAGGAGGCCCCCUCCAAGACCUUUGGCCAGCGCAUCAACUCCAUCAAGCAGGCCUUCACCACUCGCAAUGGCCUCAUUGGCGACUACGACUAUGCCUUCCUCUUCCGCCCCAAUCUUCCCUUCAUGAAGAAGCCGACGCAAGCCAGUCCCUUCUUUGGCCUCAAUGACAAGAUGCCUGUUUUCCUCGCCUUGCUCCUGGGAUUUCAGCACGCUCUGGCUAUGUUGGCUGGUAUCAUUACACCUCCCAUGAUCAUCAGCAGCUCCGCCAACCUGGAUGCCGACCAGCAGCAGUAUCUCGUCUCCACUGCCCUGAUCGUCUCGGGCAUCUUCUCUGCUGUCCAGAUCACUCGCUUCAGAAUCUGGGGCACCAAGUAUUACAUUGGAACUGGAGUCCUCUCCGUCGUGGGUAUCUCGUUCAGUGUCAUCCCCAUCGCCCAAGGCACCUUCACUCAGAUGUACGCCAAUGGUUACUGUCCUACCGCCGACGAUGGUACUCUUCUACCGUGCCCAAAGGGCUACGGCGCCAUCAUUGGAACGGCUGCAGUCUGUUCCCUCUUUGAGAUCCUCAUCUCCUUCGUUCCCGCCAAGAUUCUGCUCCGUCUAUUACCGCCAAUCGUCACCGGCCCCACCGUCAUGCUUAUUGGUGUCAAGUUGAUCAAAUCUGGCUUCCAAAACUGGAUGGGCGGCAGCGGCAGUUGCGCAUAUGCCACUGAGGGUCUCUUCGCUUUAUGCCCCAACAUCAACGCUCCUCAUCCUCUCCCCUGGGGUUCCGCGGAGUUCCUGGGUCUCGGUUUCUCCGUCUUCCUCACAAUUAUCCUUUGUGAGCGCUUUGGUUCUCCCAUCAUGAAGUCCACUUCCGUCGUCAUCGGCCUCCUUACAGGCUGCAUCAUCGCUGCUGCUUGCGGCUACUUCGACCGUUCCGGCAUCGAUUCGGCCCCCGUCGCCUCCUUCGCUUGGGUUCACACCUUCCCCCUGACCGUAUACGGCCCUCUCGUCUUGCCCCUGAUGGCAGUAUUCCUCAUCCUCGCCACCGAGGCCAUCGGUGACAUUACGGCUACAUGUGAUGUCUCGCGCAUCGAGGUUAGCGGGCCGAUCUACGAGUCUAGAAUCCAGGGCGGUAUCUUGUCUGACGCCCUCUGCGGAUGCAUCGGUGCCCUUAUGACCAUGACUCCCGGCAGUGUUUUUGCCCAGAACAACGGUGUCAUCGUUCUGACGCGUUGCGCCAACCGCACAGCUGGCCUCGCCUGUGCCAUGUUCCUCCUCAUCAUGGGCAUCUUCACCAAGUUCGCCGCCUCGCUGAUUGCCAUUCCCUCAGCCGUCCUCGGAGGUAUGACCACCUUCCUCUUCACUGCCGUCGCUGUCUCUGGAUUGUCCAUCAUCACCCGUGGAGUCCCCUUCACUCGCCGCAACCGCUUCAUUCUCACCGCUGGUCUCUCGCUCGGUUAUGGCGCCACUCUCGUUCCCACCUACUUCGACAAUGUCUUUACCUACAGCGGUGACAAUACCUCCCUCCAGGGCUUCCUCGACGCCAUCGUCCUCGUCAUGGAGACUGGUUUCGCCGUCACCGCCUUCAUCUGCAUGUUCCUCAACCUGGUCCUGCCCGAGGAGAUGGAGGAGGACAUCGACUCCCGCUCCGAGACCAACGUCGUCCUCAACGAAACAACCCACGCCCCCGUCGCCGGAUCCAGCAGGGAGCAGAGCAUCGAGCAGCAGAAGCCAGAGAAGCAGGGCUAAAUGGUGAAGGAGAAAAAUAAGGAGUUUUUGUGUUUAUCGUUGAAUAACGGCGUUUGUGGCGGGGUAAAGAAGUUGAUAUCGAGAGUCCCACGCAUGAUAUACAAUUCUGGCUUGACUGGAGAGACAAGUAAAAUACCGGGUGGGGGAUUGUGCGUCA
Messenger RNA from Ilyonectria robusta, 2101 nucleotides. RefSeq names its product permease family-domain-containing protein. Gene Ontology annotation, molecular function: xanthine transmembrane transporter activity. The transcript is spliced from 2 exons. The record is from RefSeq and is a predicted model, not a curated record. NCBI's taxonomy places the organism in Eukaryota, Fungi, Ascomycota, Sordariomycetes, Hypocreales, Nectriaceae. Gene Ontology annotation, biological process: transmembrane transport; xanthine transport. Gene Ontology annotation, cellular component: membrane; fungal-type vacuole. Bases 175 to 1944 code for a protein of 589 amino acids.